UCAUUCAUAUAUAAUAUAAAGAGAAGCAAAUUUUGGCUUUCAGAUUUCAAUCCUCUCUGACCGGUCUUUGAGCUCUUGCAGAGAUUUCAAUAUUUAAAAAAAAAAUGGCUUCUUCCAUCAAUAUCUCAUCCCCUUCUACAACUACUAUCUCGCGCCCCCAAGCAAGCAAAAAUUUCAAAUUGUUUAGUGGAUUGCACGCUCAAAAUGUAUACUUUGCAAAUGGUUAUACCUCCAAUUUCUCCAUGGUCCGGCUGGGUGGUAAAGUGUCAUUUAGUAAUAAAAGUUCCGGGGUGACCAGAGCUACAUUGGUAUCUGGAGAGGGUGAUCUUUUGGCUUAUACUAAUGGAAAAAAAAUUCUGCAAGAUAGUACUCUUCUUGGUGAUCAAUCUGUCGGGAUUGAGAUGCAGCCUGAUGCAGUUUCAUUUGGAGCACUUUCAGCAGAUACUGCUCCAACAAGUAGCGGUUUUUCUGAUGACAAUGAUGAAUUUGAUCUGGAUCGUCCUACAGCAGGUUUUGCUUCCAUCCCAGAGGCCAUUGAAGACAUUCGUCAAGGAAAGAUUGUAGUGGUUGUGGAUGACGAGGACAGAGAAAAUGAAGGAGAUCUCAUAAUGGCUGCGGAAUUGGCAACACCAGAGGCUAUGGCUUUCAUUGUAAAGUAUGGAACUGGCAUAGUUUGCGUCAGCAUGCAAGGAGAAGAUCUGGAGAGGUUGCAAAUUCCUUUGAUGGUACACCAAAAGGAGAAUGAUGAGAAACUUUGUACUGCAUUCACUGUUACUGUGGAUGCAAAACAUGGUACAAGCACAGGAGUUUCAGCUCGUGAUAGGGCAACAACAGUAUUGGCUCUUGCUUCCAGGGAUUCUAAACCUGACGACUUCAAUCGACCAGGCCAUAUUUUCCCACUGAAAUACCGGGAAGGUGGUGUUCUGAAACGGGCUGGACAUACAGAAGCUUCUGUUGAUCUUGCUGUGCUAGCUGGUUUGAACCCUGUUGCAGUUCUUUGUGAGGUUGUGGAUGAUGAUGGUUCCAUGGCUAGAUUACCAAAGCUUCGUGAGUUUGCAGCGAGGGAGAACUUGAAGAUUGUAUCUAUUGCUGAUUUAAUAAGAUAUAGAAGGAAGAGAGAUAAAUUAAUCGUGCGUUCUGCGGCAGCACCGAUACCGACAAUGUGGGGACCAUUCACAUCUUACUGCUAUAGAUCUAUCUUAGAUGGGAUUGAACAUAUUGCAAUGGUUAAGGGUGACAUUGGGGAUGGACAAGAUGUUCUAGUAAGAGUGCACUCAGAAUGUCUUACGGGAGACAUAUUCGGAUCAGCGAGAUGUGACUGUGGGAACCAGCUAGCACUUGCAAUGCAACAAAUUGAGGCUGCCGGGAGGGGCGUCUUAGUGUACCUCCGAGGACAUGAAGGAAGGGGCAUCGGAUUGGGUCACAAACUCAAUGCUUAUAACCUUCAAGACAAAGGACGUGAUACAGUGGAAGCCAAUGAAGAGCUAGGAUUGCCAGUUGACUCACGUGAAUAUGGCAUUGGUGCACAGAUAUUAAGAGAUCUGGGUGUUCGCACAAUGAAGCUUAUGACAAAUAACCCUGCAAAGUACAUUGGCCUCAAAGGUUAUGGCUUGGCUGUUGUGGGAAGAGUCCCAUUGUUAAGUUUGAUUACAAAAGAGAACAAGAGAUACUUGGAGACUAAACGAGCUAAAAUGGGCCAUGUCUACGGGUUUGAGCGCAACGAUCGCUUGAUCAACAUUAAUAACACCAAUGGUAAGCAGGGUGUGGAAAGUCCAUCGGAUGCUGUCUCUAACUCAUAAGCUCUUAGUGCUCUCUAUUCAAAGAACACAUCUCAGUUGUGAGAUACAGAGAGCUAUAUAACUUGACAGAAAGGUGAUGACAUGAUAUUGUUACCAUUAGUUGUUCCAAUUCAAUUUAUUUUUACACUCAGAUUUCACCUAAGAAUAUGAUUAAAAUUUUUGCUUAGUGCAAAUGUUCUAAGAAUGCCUUCUCAUUUAAAAGAUAUAUUUAUGUAAGAGAAUAUCAAUAAUGGAAAUUCAGAUCAUCUUGUAUUGUUCAUUGUGACUUUUUGGGUCCUCUUGAUAGAUGAAAUUAAAGUAAAGAAAAGAUAUGAGAAUUAAUCCA
Messenger RNA from Humulus lupulus (European hop), 2124 nucleotides. Its product is annotated as bifunctional riboflavin biosynthesis protein RIBA 1, chloroplastic. The coding region runs from base 105 to 1799 and encodes 564 amino acids. Gene Ontology annotation, biological process: riboflavin biosynthetic process. The transcript has 7 exons. Gene Ontology annotation, cellular component: chloroplast. The record is from RefSeq and is a predicted model, not a curated record. Gene Ontology annotation, molecular function: 3,4-dihydroxy-2-butanone-4-phosphate synthase activity; GTP cyclohydrolase II activity. NCBI's taxonomy places the organism in Eukaryota, Viridiplantae, Streptophyta, Magnoliopsida, Rosales, Cannabaceae.